Messenger RNA from Cariama cristata (Red-legged seriema), 889 nucleotides. RefSeq names its product butyrophilin-like protein 9. The record is from RefSeq and is a predicted model, not a curated record. NCBI's taxonomy places the organism in Eukaryota, Metazoa, Chordata, Aves, Cariamiformes, Cariamidae. The annotation marks the transcript as partial. The transcript has 6 exons.
AUGUGGAGAUCUUUCUUAGCCGACAAUAGGUGCAGGCGGCAAGAAACUGGGGGCAUCGGCAGCAUGGUUGUUCCCGCAAGCAGUGGGGGCCUUGUUGAAUUUUUCUCUCUUGUGUACUCCGCCACAACUUCCUGGGAGCAUGUUAAACUGAGAAGUUCCCAGAAGCUGCAAGGUCAGCUGCAUGAUCGUCCCACAUAUGCCACUGCGGAUAUGGAACAGAGAAGACAGCUCUUGUUCGCCGUGGCACUGCUUAUAGCCGUGCCUCUCUCAGAAAAUUUUGAGGUCACCUCUCCCCAGAAUGUAGUGGGGGUUGUCGGCCAGGAUACAAUCUUUCCUUGCCACAUCACUUCCACAAAGCCACUGGACAACAUUGAAGUGCAAUGGAAGAAAAUCACAGAUGGGAAUGUAGAGGAUAUCCACAUAUACGGGCAGUUUGGUGGCAAACCAACGCAGAAAUACCGUGGGCGGACAUUGUUGCCAACAGAGGGAUUUGCCGCUGGGAACGUGUCCUUAACACUGAAGAACGUCCAGCCAGCAGAUGAAGGAAUAUACAGCUGCAUCGUGAGGUCCAGGGACUGGAGUGCUGAUACAGCCACCAUGCUCAGCAUUGCAGGUAUCAGUGAAGUAUUCUUUGAAAUACUGGGACCCCAAGGGCAAGGGCUUGAGCUCGCCUGCAGAUCGCAUGGAUGGUUCCCCAAACCUACUGUCCAGUGGGUUGCUCAGAACAAGCAGAGGCUGUCUCCGGACACUGCAAUACACCAGGACAGCAAGCAACUCUUCAGUGUGCUGAGUCGAGUCACAGUUCCAGGAGAGGAAGUGGGAGAAGUCACCUGUAAAAUCCUGAAUCCCCUGGUACAGACUGAGAAGAAAAUUACUGUAUGUCUCUCAA